AGGCUACAUUGCUUUAAAAUCGAGGUUAUGAGGAAGCUCUUGAAGGCAACACGUUCUCUCGCCCUCCCUCUCUGUUUUGUCGGAGCUUCCCACUGAACAGUUGGCCGUCCUUUUCCUUCUCCUCCCACUCAGCCAACACAAUAUAAACAUUUCUGUACUGUGAGAAGACUCCCCCAAAUAGUCCUCCUUGUUAGGGCACGCACACGGACACCGCCUGGAUACCAAGACAGAGUGAAAGAUGGCCCAAACCCACAGCCAAAGUUCAACUUUCCCUGAGAUAGUGGAGCUAAACGUAGGUGGGCAGGUGUAUGUCACCCGACUUGAAACUCUCACAGCGGUGCCAAGCUCUCUUCUCUGGGCCAAGUUCACGCAAAGCUCCCCGGGCGACUUGCCAAAAGACAGCAAGGGUCGCUUCUUCUUCGACCGGGAUGGCUUUCUGUUCCGAUACAUUCUGGAUUAUUUACGGGACUCGGAGCUUUUUCUGCCCGAGUUUUUCAAAGAGAGGAGGAGGUUGCAGAGAGAAGCAGACUUCUUCCAGCUCCCGGAGCUGUCGAGGCGCCUGGCAGCGGUCAGUAAAGACAGCUCGUACGCGGAGGACAGCGGGGAUGCGGAGGAGGCUGAGCUCAGCAGCCCGGUCACCUCUUCUUCGGACAGAGCCCUGGUCUCUCCUGGGGCCAACUCCGGCUACAUCACCGUCGGCUACCGAGGCAGUUAUACUAUUGGGAGAGACAUCCAGGCGGACGCCAAAUUCCGCAGGGUUGCCAGAAUAACAGUCUGCAGCAAGAUCUCUCUAGCCAAAGAGGUUUUUGGAGAAUCACUGAAUGAGAGCCGAGACCCGGACCGGCCGCCUGACAAAUACACCUCCAGGUAUUACCUCAAGUAUAACUUUCUGGAGCAGGCGUUUGACCGGCUGGCCGAGACUGGUUUCCACAUGGUGGCAUGCAACUCCACUGGGACCUGCUCAUAUGGCAGCAGUGACCCGGGGGAAGACAAACUGUGGACCAGCUACACCGAGUACAUUUUCUGCCGAUGAACGGGUGCAGGAGCAGGCUCCAUCCAGGCUUACGACUCAUUUCAGCAAACACUGGGACAAAUCAUCAUUUACAUUAUAGUUAAUGUAACAUUAGUUACAUUAGUUCUUACUCAACACCCCGAACUGGCAGUUUUAGUCUUAUCAACUUUACGUUUCUUCCGUUUUUGUCACUCUUCUGCUUUGUACACACUGGGAUCAGGUUAGAACCAGAGUUAACUUUUCUGCCAUUUUAGACCUAUUGUGUAAGAGGAGGACUUACUGCAGACUGAAGCAUAAAUAUCAUUGGGUAGGGAGGAGCAAAAACAAAAUGAUUUUAUUGGUAUGCCACUAGGUCCACAUAGCUGGAGUUUUUUUUUAUGGCCUUUUUGGCUUUCACAAAGACUGCUGUUCAUCUGUAGUAAAUGACAUAGUCAGGGUGGCAGAAAUGUAGAGCUGGUUUUCUUUGAUUCUUACUAGACUAUACUUGCAUUGUCAUGUUAUUGUAGAGAGGCGUAAAUUAACUAGGACAUAUGGUUUUGACCAAGCCCUCCUCCUGUAUCCUCCAUAUAACAUUCAAGUCUGUAAUGUUGGGGAUUGAUGGAUAAGGAAGACAGAAAGUUGCUUCUUUGAUAUGAUACUUUUAUAUUAUGAUUUCCAUUUAAUUUGAUUAGCCUCACAGAUGGUAUCACUGCUUUCAAGAUUACACAUAGGGACUUUUUCACAGUGCUACAUUGUUAUGUGCCAUCUUUGAACUGCUGUCAAUGUUUUUGUCUUUAGAUAUAAAGCUGCAGCAAAUAAAGUGUGACUUUGUAACACUAUCCACCCCUGAGUUCCCUUCAGUUCAGUGUCACUAUUUCAGAUGUGUCUUUUUCAGAUACACUGGUGCUUCUUUUCACACAAGUAAUAACAAACACUGUUUUUCUUCAGAGGUCGCCAGUGUCUUUGUGAUGUCUGAAUCUAUGUAAAAGAGAGAUGACAUUUUAGGUGUUUACAAGCCCACACACACACACACACACACACACACCCAUAGAAUGAGCAGCGACCUCAGUAGACUAUAAUGCCACCAAAUGAGUUCGAUGAAAAUUUGACCUGAAUUAGGCUAUAGUGUAUCAUAUUGCUUUUAGCCUUAAACAUGACAUUUAUCACAUAGUAAAUUCAGAGGUCACUGUGUUUUCUGAUAAAGGUUGCAAAAGGCAUGAACAUUCACAGCUGACAGCAAAGUUAUCUUAAUUUAGAAAUGGGGACGAGUUGCUUUAUGCAGUUUCAUUUUUCAUCAUGGAAUUUUGUCAUAUAUAUGAGUAAGCUAUGUAAAU
Molecule: messenger RNA, 2325 nt
Organism: Monopterus albus (swamp eel)
Lineage: Eukaryota; Metazoa; Chordata; Actinopteri; Synbranchiformes; Synbranchidae
Product: BTB/POZ domain-containing protein KCTD12-like
Exons: 1
Coding region: 239-1033 (264 amino acids)
Biological process (GO): regulation of G protein-coupled receptor signaling pathway; protein homooligomerization
Cellular component (GO): presynaptic membrane; postsynaptic membrane; signaling receptor complex
Molecular function (GO): protein binding
Source: RefSeq, a predicted model, not a curated record